This is a messenger RNA of Iphiclides podalirius (scarce swallowtail), 330 nucleotides long. The record is from the annotation of a GenBank genome assembly. Lineage: Eukaryota; Metazoa; Arthropoda; Insecta; Lepidoptera; Papilionidae.
AUGUGCGGGAAGUCGAUAGAUGCAGAUAUAAUUUUCACAACCAACUGUUACGGCAAUCCCACGUUGAUCGUUAACGGGAACCGAUUCAACAGGGAGUACGAAAAGAACUUGAAGUCGAGGUGGCGCUGCGUCAAGCGCAACUCCGGCUGCAAAGCUUUCGUGGUCACCUUCGACAGAAAUGUCGUCCACAUCACGGACCAUAAUCAUACGUCCGUCAUUAAUAAGAACCUGGUGGAGACGUGGCGAUGCAUCAAGAGGAACAGCGGGUGUAAAGCGACCGCGAAGACCCAUUUCGGAGUUCUGAUAAACCUCAACAACUUGCACAACCAU